Molecule: messenger RNA, 320 nt
Organism: Pantherophis guttatus
Lineage: Eukaryota; Metazoa; Chordata; Lepidosauria; Squamata; Colubridae
Source: RefSeq, a predicted model, not a curated record
AUGGCGACCGCGGCGCGCCUGGAAUUGGGGCGCUUGGCCCAGGAGGCCGCGGCCCUGGCGGGGGCCGUCCGCGGGUCUCUCGGCCCUCAUGGAGGACAGGUUCUGCUCACCCGCCCCACGGGGGAGGUCCUGCUUUCCCGAGACGGACGGCGUGUGCUGGAGGCCCUGAAUGUGGACUCGCCAACGGCCAGAGGUGUGAGUCCGAAAGGAGAAGGGCGGUAUAGAAAUUCGAAUAAGAAUAAUAAGAAUAAUAAGAAUCUGCUGAAACCCACGGUUCGAAUCCAUAGUGCCGCCUAACGGGGUGAGUUCCUGUUACUUCU